CAAACAUCUUCUCACAAAUCAGUGAUCUUCACCUUAUUAUUCUUUUUUUUUUCUUUCUUCUUUGUCCAAAAAUGGCAGAAGAAGAAGAGCAUAGAGAGAAGUUAUUAAAGAAGGAGUACUACUACCCUGAUUGCCCUGGUUGUAAGGUUGAUCAGUACAAAGCUUCACAGCGAGGCUUUCCUUUUCGAGAUGUAUUUAAUAUUUGGAUCAUUGUCGUUGCUAGUUCUCUGCCAAUAUCAUCCCUUUUUCCUUUCCUCUAUUUCAUGGUUAGAGAUUUAAAAAUUGCUGGUAGAGAAGAAGAUAUUGCCUACUAUGCUGGUUAUGUAGGCUCUGCAUACAUGCUUGGAAGAGCUUUGACGUCUGUAUUUUGGGGAGUAAUGGCUGAUCGUUAUGGUCGAAGACCAGUCAUAAUAUUUGGGACAAUUGCAUUGAUUGUAUGCAACACUGCUUUUGGCCUUAGUGUAAACUAUUGGAUGGCCAUAGCUACAAGGUUUCUUCUUGGAAGUUUGAAUGGUAUACUUGGACCAAUGAAGGCAUAUGCAAGUGAGAUUUUCAGAGAGGAAUACCAAGCUCUAGGAAUGUCAACAGUCAGUACAGCAUGGGGCAUAGGAUUGGUCAUUGGCCCUGCUAUGGGAGGCUUCUUUGCUCAGCCAGCAGAGAAGUACCCACAUAUUUUCUCAAAAGAUUCAUUCUUUGGAAGGUUUCCAUACUUCUUGCCAUGCUUUUGCAUUUCACUUAUUGCAGUUGUGGUUCUCAUUAUAAGUUUCUGGCUUCCGGAAACGUUACACAAGCACGAUGGGGAAAACAGAGCUUCGAUUACUGAUUCCUUUGACUCUUUGGAAACCGCUUCUUUUGUAAUUAAUACAAAUCAAAGUAAAGAAGAAAGUCAAGUGGAAAAGAGACCUAAUAAUCUUUUUAGGAAUUGGCCCUUAAUGUCUUCCAUUAUUGUUUAUUGUGUAUUCUCACUUCAUGAGAUGGCAUACAAUGAGAUUUUCUCAUUAUGGGCAGUUAGUCCUAAAAAAUUUGGCGGUUUGAGUUACUCAACAGAGGAUGUUGGUGAAGUUCUUGCAAUCGCAGGUGUUGCUCUUCUUGCCUUUCAGAUGUUCAUAUAUCCAGUUGUGGAGAAAUUUUUUGGAACCAUAAUGGUCUGUCGUGCUUCAGGGGCAUUAACGAUACCUCUAUUGACUAGUUUCCCAUAUUUCGCCCUUUUAUCCGGGGCUACUCUUUUUGUGGUGUUAAACAUUGCAAAUAUGCUAAAGAGCUUCUUAGCUGCUUCUCUUAUAACUGGCUUGUUCAUACUGCAAAACAGAGCUGUGGACCAAGAACAAAGAGGUGCUGCUAAUGGCCUUUCCAUGACUGCAAUGUCUCUAUUUAAAGCUGUUGGCCCUGCUGUUGGUGGUGCAGUGUUUUCCUGGUCAGAAAAGCGUCUAGAUGCCUUCUUCCUCCCAGGUACCCACAUGGUUUUCUUCUUCCUGAAUGCCGUUGAGGCACUUGGAGUUCUAAUGACAUUUAAACCGUUUUUAACAACACAUUGAGUAGUGUUAUUAAAUUAUCGAGGCCUAGGAAAUUAGAUAUUUGUUUCGUGGUGCUUGCUCAUGUAUGAUGUAUUGUACUACUCAAAAUAGUGAAAUUAUAUAUUUCACUUCAGAAUAGCAAUAAUCUUUUGUGCUCUUUA
This is a messenger RNA of Humulus lupulus (European hop), 1675 nucleotides long. RefSeq names its product protein ZINC INDUCED FACILITATOR 1-like. Gene Ontology annotation, molecular function: solute:potassium antiporter activity. The coding region runs from base 72 to 1535 and encodes 487 amino acids. NCBI's taxonomy places the organism in Eukaryota, Viridiplantae, Streptophyta, Magnoliopsida, Rosales, Cannabaceae. The transcript is spliced from 17 exons. Gene Ontology annotation, biological process: regulation of stomatal closure; transmembrane transport. Gene Ontology annotation, cellular component: plant-type vacuole membrane; plasma membrane. The record is from RefSeq and is a predicted model, not a curated record.